CCAGCACCUAUCCAAACCCAGCCGUCCAACCUGCGCCAUACCAAACAUCACGCAGGCACGAGACAGCAUUUUCCAGCCUCGUUCCAGCCGCACACUCCAGAAAACUUUGCCCACAAUGUUGGUAUCUUCAAAGACAGAGCAGCAGCUGACAAUUGCACUCCGUGCGACACCAAAAGCGUCCUUCCCCCUCCCCCGCGAUACCCCUCGCACUCGGGCGCCUACGGCGCAAUCGGCGCCGGCAUCGCCCCCAUGAUCGAGACGAACAACAUUCUCUCCAACCCCGAAGGCCCUGACUACCAGUUCCUCGUCGGUGAGGGUACCUACGUCCUCAAAGAGUGCCUCCAUCUCGCCACACCUCCACCGCAUCCCUCUGAGGCCCCCGUCGUCAAUCCGAACCCGCUCGCCACGACGCCCCAGCCCGCCUCCGCUGGCACCAAGCUCUCCCUCAUAUCUCUCGACGUCCGCGCCGCGCCCCCCUUCUUCUACAACAAGGGCGCCAGCACAUCCACCACGCUCUCCUCCUCCCUCGGCGGCGACAUCCAGGAGCACCCUAACGAAGGGCGGUAUUCUACCGAGGCAGGGCUCAGCAGCGAUGGAGGGGACGGCCGCGGUGCCUCCCUCAGCGACGGCGUCGCGCCCCCGACGUCGUCAUUGACCAUGGUGUCGGCUCCGGCAUUCGGGGACGGAAACUCGGCGCUCGCGCCGGCCAAUACUAAGGACGCGACCAAGAAGAAGGUGGCCAAACCCAAGAACAACAUGACCAAGAGCAACUCGUCCUUCAUUUCUAGAGUCAUUGUGAACGAGAGCUUGGCCAAGAAGCUUCAGGAGCGGCCUACGGACGGCGUUUUUGCGUUUGCCAAUAUCAAUCGAGCGUUUCAGUGGCUGGAUCUGUCAUCACCAACAAAGGCCGACUACUUGACCAAGAUUCUGUUUACAAAGGCUCAUUGCCUGUGUCACGACGUGAACCCCAUCACCAAGAACAUUGCUCAUAUUGAUGUAAUCAUGGGCUUCUCAACGGGAGAAAUCAUCUGGUGGGAGCCUGUUUCUCAACGGUAUACUCGGUUGAACAAGAAUGGCAUCAUCAACGGCACACCGGUAUCAGAGAUCCGUUGGAUACCAGGCUCCGAGUCCCUCUUCCUAGCAGCGCACAUGGACGGCUCGCUGGUGGUCUACGACAAGGACAAGGAGGACGCGCAGUUCUCCCCAGAGGAGGAGCAGCUUGCGACCAACGGCUCGUCAACAAACGGAGAGAGCGAUUCGUCGACCAACGGCGUCAACCACAACCUCAAGAUCCAGAUCAACAAGUCUGUCCACUCAAAGAACCAAAAGACGAACCCCGUGGCAUCAUGGAAGCUGUCGAAUCAGCGCAUCAACGCGUUUGCUUUCAGCCCGGACAAUAGGCACCUGGCAGUCGUCUCGGAGGACGGCUCGCUCCGCAUUAUUGAUUACUUGAAAGAAGAGUUGCUGGAUCUCUACAACUCGUACUACGGCGGCUUCAUCUGCAUCACAUGGUCACCGGACGGUAAAUACGUUCUGACGGGAGGCCAAGAUGACCUCAUCUCCAUCUGGUCCGUCGUAGACUCGGCCAUUGUCGCCCGCUGUCAAGGUCACCAGUCGUGGGUGACAUCGGUGGCAUUCGACCCGUGGCGUUGCGACGACAGGAACUAUCGGUUCGGCAGUGUCGGCGAAGACUGCAGGUUAUGCCUGUGGGAUUUCAACGUCGGCAUGCUGCACCGGCCCAAGGCGGCUUCCGUUCAUCACCGAGGCUCCGUAUCAUCACGGUUCGCCAAUCCCUUGCAGAGACAAGAGACGGCCAACACGUCGGCGAGCCGCAUCCGGUCCAACUCGACUCUGUCUGGAGGGGCAGUGGACGAAGACGGCAGCAGCAUCGUUCAUCCUGUCGAGCCUCGUGCGAGGAUCGCCAUGCUACCUCCUGUUUCUUCCAAGGCAGUUGAUACCCAUCCCCUGUGCUGGCUGGAAUUCACAGAAGAAGCCAUCAUCACAAGUUGCAAGAAUGGCCAUAUCAGAACAUGGAAUAGGCCGACUGAUGCCCCGGUGCCGACGGAGGGUGCCUCUCAACCAUCUUAG
Molecule: messenger RNA, 2088 nt
Organism: Colletotrichum tamarilloi
Lineage: Eukaryota; Fungi; Ascomycota; Sordariomycetes; Glomerellales; Glomerellaceae
Product: WD domain-containing protein
Exons: 7
Biological process (GO): carbon catabolite repression of transcription
Cellular component (GO): cell division site; nucleus; cell tip
Molecular function (GO): protein binding
Source: RefSeq, a predicted model, not a curated record